CACAGGGGGCGAGUUCUUUCUAGAGGUUCUGGGGCCGCCUCCCCUCUCUGGCAGGGAGGGAGCGGGAGAACUAAAGGAGGCUACCGCGCAUGCUCAGAACCCGGGGGGAGGCGGUGGGGGAAAAUGGCGGACAGCAAAGAGGGAGAAGAGAAGCCGAAGCAGCCGCAGGCAGACGGAGUUAAGAAACAUCAUGGACAGGCUGUUUGUAUGACUUGGAAAACAUGGCAGGAAAUUAUAGGACCUGAAGAAGAGGCAGAAAAACCUGUGAAAACUAAGACUGUUUCUUCCAGUAAUGGAGGGGAAAGUUCGAGUCGAAGCGCAGAGAAACGAGUAGCUGAUGAAGAAGCUGAAGAUUUCACCACAAAGCCUGCUCCUGCCAAAAUGUCCAAGUUUGGAUUUGGCAUAGGCAGUCAGACAACAAAGAAGGCACCUGUGAUAUCCAUCAAACUUGGAGCAAAUAAACCUAAAGAGCCUGCUCCCACCCUUGCUCCAAAAACCCUUUCUGUAGCAGCAGUUUUCAAUGAAGAUGAUGAUAGUGAACCAGAAGAAAUGCCUCCAGAAGCAAAGAUGCGCAUGAAGAAUAUUGGAAGAGAUACACCAACCUCAGCAGGACCAAAUUCUUUCAACAAAGGAAAGCAUGGGUUUUCUGACAACCAGAAGUUGUGGGAACGGAACAUAAAAUCUCAUCUUGGAAAUGUCCCUGAGGAGGAUGACUAAAUGAUAUCUGUGGAGAUUUGGGUGUGGGGGGGAGGGCAGGGUGUGACAUUAAAGGAACAGUUUCCUUUUUUAAGAAUGGUCUGAGAUUUACCUUUGGAGCCACUUUUUCUAAAGAUUGAGUGGUACAAUAAUAACUGAGUUUGAAAUUAGAGGUAAUUUAUGUUUUGUAUACAGAUUUCAACGCAUUUGCUAAUUUUGUAGUUCUAUGUGAUUAGUUUCAAAAGGUUACAAAUAAUAAAGAAAUUGGAAGUGGUACUUUUUUAAUUUUUUUGGGGUCACAGCAACUCAUACAACAAGGUGGAUAAAAAAAGGUUACUGUCUCUUUAAUCAGGUUAAUGUUGAAUGCUACUGCACUCUGGCUUCUAGCUCCCUCUUUAUAUCAGAUGAAACAUUUGGAUCCUAAGAUCACUGUUACAGAGAGGGAGCAGUGCCUUGUGCUAGAAGUGUUAUUGGGCUAUUCAUUUGAACAUAAAUUUAUACAGAGUAGAAAUCUUAACAACCGGAAUAUUUUUCCUCCCUCUCUGGUCACUUUUUGUUCUUCACAAACUAAGAAUUGUGUUGCUCUGAGUGCUAUGGUAGCUUUAGCUCUAAUCUUCCUUUGAAACUUUGCAAAAAGUGUGUAAUAGUCUGUCUGUGGUCUAGUUCAUCCUAAGGAAGGGAUCUUAGAUACAAUCUCUAAAGAAUAUUCACUACAGCGUGCUCCUUAGUCAGUAGUACAAGUAGUGCUUGUUAGCAUUUCCUUGUGAAUUAAAUGAAUAAGCAAAUAUUAAAGUAAUUAUCAAUAUAGAAAAGCCACCACCAAAAAGAUGAAAGUAUGUAAUUUAUUUAAACAUAUUUGGUUUAAACAUCUUCCUUUAUUAUACCUAAAAGGAAUAAAAGCCACACCAAAAAUUCAGAAACUUAGUUUUUGUACUUAACAGUAAGAUGCACUUUUUAUUUUGACAUUUUUAAGUACUCCUCUAGAUGCUAAAAUAUGUUGUGGCUUCAAAGAUCACUAUCAGGCUUAAAACAUUUUUGUUACCUGCACUACUAAUAUUUCUGACUAAGUUUUUAUAAAAAAAUAUAUAUAUUUUUUUUUUCACUAGGCUGUUAAUUUUUUGCACCUAGUUUGAGCAAUGACAUUAGUAAUUGGUCAGCUUCAUUUUCAGGAUUUAAUAUACUAGUACAGUGCUCUGUUAGGAUUUCAAACAGGGUGAGGGUUGUCUAAAUUCCAUUAAGCUAUUUUCAUUUAAUUUAAAAAAUUGAGAACAUUUGUCUUUAAAAAAAAAAAAAAAAA
Messenger RNA from Trachemys scripta elegans, 1993 nucleotides. It is a transcript of the gene PCNP, whose product is annotated as PEST proteolytic signal containing nuclear protein. Gene Ontology annotation, cellular component: nucleus. Bases 124 to 717 code for a protein of 197 amino acids. Gene Ontology annotation, biological process: proteasome-mediated ubiquitin-dependent protein catabolic process; protein ubiquitination. The transcript is spliced from 6 exons. The record is from RefSeq and is a predicted model, not a curated record. NCBI's taxonomy places the organism in Eukaryota, Metazoa, Chordata, Testudines, Emydidae.